Molecule: messenger RNA, 579 nt
Organism: Penicillium samsonianum
Lineage: Eukaryota; Fungi; Ascomycota; Eurotiomycetes; Eurotiales; Aspergillaceae
Exons: 1
Coding region: 1-579 (192 amino acids)
Source: RefSeq, a predicted model, not a curated record
AUGGACCGCAUAACGAUUUCAGGGGAUGAUCAAUUACAGUUUGGCACACGCAGAGGCCGCCUUGAUGCAGGUGAUGGGGCCCACCGGUGGCCCCGGGAAUGCACUUCCUACCUGCGCCUUCAUGGUCGGUUUUCAAAUUGCAUUUCUGUUGAAGUUCUCAAUAGCCUAACGGCCUGCGCCAACUGCCAUUGGGCGGGGCGGGAUGACCGCUACCACUACAGGCACACCGUUGCAACCCAGCACCCUCCCAUCGCAGAACCUACCCGCCAUCACCAAGUCCCUCCCAGUGCCACAACUACAGACAUCGAUACCCCCACACCUGACCACCAAUCAUCCCGGCGCAGACUGUUCGAGCAUCUCACCAACCUAGCUCAGGCUCUGGAGUCCAGCCGGAACCAUCUAACCCGGCUGGAGGACCUACUCGACCAGGUCCACUCUAUCCAAUCACCAAGCACCGCGGACAGAUUGCUUCAGAAGACCGUGGAUAACAUCUACAGCAGUCACCACCAGCUCCAUCAGCGCCUGCGAGAGAUCCAUAACGAUGUCAUGGACAUUCUGGAUGCCCCCGUUCAAACCUAA